UUGUAUGAGAAUAAAUGAGAUAAUUAAGGAAUAAGCGGAUAUCUUAGUGCUUAAAUAUUUCGGUAAUGAAAGCUGCAAAAAAAUAAGUAAUUGAAACGUUUUCGUUUUUCCAUAAGUAUCGAAUGAAUUGGCCGCUAUCUUUCGCAAUCGUACGCUUGUAAGACGUACACGACGGGUUUUCUAAACACCCGGUAGACGUGCUUGCGGCAGACAGGCAGACUUGCGCUCGCUCGAGCUCGAGCAGUGGUUGACCCGCGCGCAGUAGUUCUCAACAGUUUUCAAUUUCUCACCAAUAUCAUUCAAUCUCACCGCGGUCCGCGGUCGGCGGUAAAGCGAGUAGAGUUGAGUGUAGAGUGCGGUGUCCGGUGGUCGUGACGUCGUAACCGCGACCGCGCGCCGCCGAUAGAUACUCACUCAGCUCAGCGUGUCGUACUUACUACGGUCCCGUUUUCGUGUCGCUUGUACGACCGCUCACGGUAGGCCGAUGAGGUGAUGUGAAGUUCUGCGGCCGGCCCAGACUUCGGAUCUCCCAGGCGAGAGUCGCGUCGCGUGUCGUGCAGGCGUGAGAAGAGAUUUCGGUCGCGAGGCGAGCGUCGAGCGCUGAGCGGCGAGCGCGAGCGCGAGCGAUUUUCUGGAGUAAAGGGAGUAGCAAAUCUCUUGGGGGUCAGCGGGGCCAGCCAGGUCCAGCGGGGGAUCACGUGACCCAAGUGUUUACCAAAAUGGUGAACGUCCAUAGUGCGAUACGAACGGCACUCCGUUCCGUUCGCACGGGAGCGGCCGCGCGGCGCUCGGUUGCGUAAAUAGCUGCGAUCAGCUGUGCUACGCUACGUGCGCGGAGCGAAGGGAGAGAGAGAGAGAGAGAGAGAGAGAGAGAGAGAGCGAGAGCGAGCGCGCACGCAGUGCUUCGUGCUUCGGCGUUCCAAUCGUCUCGACACGGCCGUGGCGUCGCGCGUCGCGUCCAGUCGUGUCCCAUCCCGUCGCGUCCUGGACGAGUCAAUCCGUACGCGUCGUCGAUUAUCUCCGUUGUCGGCCCCGUUUCUCGUUUGCAUUCUUUUCGGCUGGCGUUCAAUUUCGCCACUACGCCACGCACGCAGACGCAGCGCAUCUUUACGGGCGAAAGUUGGAAAGUGGAUGCGAUCGCGAGAGAUGCCAGAAUUCGACGCGGAGGCAGUCACGCUACGACGAUCGCCUCCUAGCCGCGCGAUGGUAUUACGCUAGACCAAGUUUUUCGCGAUGUCGUUGAUUGAGUUGAUUCGUCUCGCUGCACCGAGCUUGUCCUCGAUCCACUCACCGUCCGCACUGUAAGAAUCCUCACGCUAGAAUCUUUUUUAUUUCCUUACAUUGCGCCGCUAAGGUGGUGACCCGAGGCUUCCACAGGCCUAAUUCCAUUCGUCAAUAAUGUACUCGAGGAAUACCAGUAGCAGAUGAUCUCUGAUAUAGGUUAGUGCAAGUAAAAAGCACUUGAACAACGGACAUCUAAAUGUCAGGAGGUAUUGCAGCAUAGCGCUUGAGUGCUGAGGCCAGGCAUUCUUAAACAUGGCCACGUAUCAAGUUGACUACCAGUGGGCUUAUUCUAUAAUGGAUUCAUCCAGGAUAUCCACUUUCCUAAUAUCAAUUCUAUUGAUAGUUUACGGUAGUUUCCGAUCUCUAAACAGACGUAGUAAUUUAUUGACUGGGAUUACUAGUAAUAGUAGCGCCGGUAAUCCGGACUGCAUUAAUGGAGGAAGAGUUCAAACUCUCGAUACGAUGCAUGCUCUCUGUCUACCUCUCGGUGCUUCCAUUUCUCUACUCAUCAUGUUUUUCUUUUUUGACAGUAUGCAGAUGCUUCUUGCAAUUUGUACUGCCAUUAUAGCUACAGUUGCAUUGGCGUUUCUGUUAUUGCCCAUGUGUCAGUAUAUCAUUAGACCGUGUUCUGAUGGUAACAAAAUAUCUUUCGGUGUCUGUGGGAGAUUUACGGGUGCGGAAUUACUCUCAUUUUCGCUCAGUGUGAGUAUAGUAUGCAUCUGGGUUUUAACUGGACAUUGGCUGCUGAUGGAUGCAAUGGGUAUGGGCCUGUGCGUGGCGUUUAUUGCAUUUGUUCGACUACCUAGUCUCAAGGUAUCCACAUUGUUAUUAACCGGACUGCUGAUUUAUGAUGUCUUCUGGGUUUUCUUUUCGUCCUACAUAUUCAGCACAAACGUAAUGGUUAAGGUAGCAACUAGGCCUGCAGAUAAUCCAGUAAGUCUCGUGGCUAGAAGAUUACACUUAGGCGGUGUGGCGAGAGCUGCGCCGAAAUUACCUUUACCUGGAAAAUUAGUUUUUCCAUCGAUACAUCAAGCGGGACAUUUUUCAAUGUUGGGCCUCGGCGAUAUUGUCAUGCCGGGUCUAUUGCUCUGUUUUGUUCUGCGAUAUGACGCAUACAAAAAGACUCAGCUAUUGCCCGGCGGCUGUGAAACUGGAGUACCACCACCGCGCCACUUCAGUCGAAUUAGUUAUUUUCAUUGCUCUUUGAUUGGUUAUUUUCUUGGUCUACUCACCGCCACUGUAAGCUCUGAGGUGUUCAAAGCUGCACAGCCUGCCUUACUGUACCUUGUGCCCUUCACUUUGUUGCCGCUGCUCACAAUGGCGUAUUUGAAGGGAGAUUUACGUCGGAUGUGGAGUGAACCAUUCAUAUCUCAACAACCUUCUACACAUAUGGACGUUUGACAAGAGUCAUGGAUCUAAAUAUAUGGACAUUUGACAAGAGUCAUGGGUCUUUGUAUAUUAUGUUAUAUUGGAGAAGAUUCUUGCAUGAAAUUCACCCUCAUAUAAUUUCAUAGUUAUUUUCAUCAACGUCAUUUAAUGUAAGUAAUUUUUUCUACACAUAUACGCAUGUGCGCAAUUCAUUCGCAUUCUUUUCAAAGUCAGUAUGACAUACAGAGAAUAAAUCAGAUUUAAGGAUCAAUAUAAUUAUUUGCGAUUCAAAAAUACAUGUAUAAAAAUACAUUACAUACCGCAUAAAUAAUUUAAAUGUAAUAUAAUGUCACGAAUAUAAUGUUAGCGGUGCAAAGAACUUUUUACCGAAAUAAUAGAGGACGAGGAGAUCUCUGAGAAUAUUUCAAGAAUGCCAAAUGACACACACACACACACACACACACACACACACAUAUAUAUAUAUAUGUAUAUGUAUGUAUGUAUAUAUAUAUAUAUAUUUUUUUUGGCAUUCUUUCUGUGUCUUAACUUGAUGUUGAGUAUAUGGAUAGACAUUAUGCACAGUAGAUAAUCGCAACCGAUAAUUAUCGUCAUUUCGAACUAAAUAAUAGUUAAAAACUCUAUGUAUCAUAUGAUUAAUUUAACGAACAAAGGAAGAUCUUUUACUUAUACUGUAGAGUCUUCGUAAGAAAUAAUAUAUUCUCGAAAUAUUUACUUUUAAUCGAACAAAACAUAGAGAACUAAAUAUUAUUCCCAUAACAUUCAAUUACAAAUGAUUAGAAAGAUUGAUCACAGAAUACUAUUUUGAUCCACUAUACUGUCUAUACUCAACCAGAAUCGAAUUACUUGCGAAUGUGUAGCUAUGAAUAGAAUGAUUUAUAAACUGUUUAAAUAUUUAGAUAAGAAUCCAAUACACAUAUACGUGUAGGUUGUGACUUUGUUUUAAAGUUGGUUUAACGCUGAGCAAAGUAAUAAUACUAAAAAUAAUUGUAUAUAUUUAUUAUCAUUUUCGUAAAUUUUUAAGGGGGCACAAAGUUUUGCGAUUUGCGAUAAUUAAUGGCACGCUUUUCGAUACUAUGUUUUGUUUUGCUAUUUGUUUGUUAACAAGUCUAUUUCGGAAGUAGAGUUUAUUGUCAUUCUCCACGUGUAAGUAGAAGAAAAAAGCGCGAAAUUGCGUUGUUAAAGUUAAUUACAGGAAGGUUUGUUUAAAUAAAGACUUUCUAAACAAGCUCUUGCUAUGGAUAGGCUGUCAGAAAGACUUGAUAUGUUUAUUUAAGGACAAGACUGAAGAUAAUAUGACGAAAGCCAAUUUAUUAAGUAACUCUUCUGAAAGAGAUAAACAAGUUUUUCUAUUCUAUCAUUCUCUUAGAUCAAUAUCAUAGAGAUUAAUGAAA
Molecule: messenger RNA, 4064 nt
Organism: Acromyrmex echinatior (Panamanian leafcutter ant)
Lineage: Eukaryota; Metazoa; Arthropoda; Insecta; Hymenoptera; Formicidae
Gene: SppL
Product: signal peptide peptidase-like protein
Biological process (GO): membrane protein proteolysis
Cellular component (GO): Golgi-associated vesicle membrane; cytoplasmic side of endoplasmic reticulum membrane; lumenal side of endoplasmic reticulum membrane
Molecular function (GO): aspartic endopeptidase activity, intramembrane cleaving
Source: RefSeq, a predicted model, not a curated record